Molecule: messenger RNA, 1035 nt
Organism: Odobenus rosmarus divergens (Pacific walrus)
Lineage: Eukaryota; Metazoa; Chordata; Mammalia; Carnivora; Odobenidae
Gene: AGER
Product: advanced glycosylation end product-specific receptor
Biological process (GO): regulation of inflammatory response; regulation of p38MAPK cascade
Cellular component (GO): plasma membrane
Molecular function (GO): signaling receptor activity
Source: RefSeq, a predicted model, not a curated record
AUGGCAGCAGGGGCAGCAGCGGGAGCCUGGGUGCUGGUCCUCAGUCUCUGGGGGGCAGCAGUAGGCGACCGAAACAUCACAGCCCGGAUUGGGAAGCCACUGGUGCUGAACUGUAGGGGGGCCCCCAAGAAACCACCCCAACAGCUGGAAUGGAAACUGAACACAGGUCGGACAGAAGCUUGGAAGGUCCUGUCUCCCCAGGGAGGCUCCUGGGAUAGCGUAGCUCGAGUGCUCCCCAAUGGCUCCCUCCUCCUGCCGGCAGUAGGGAUCCAGGAUGAAGGGACUUUCCAGUGCCGGGCAACGAGCAGGAAUGGAAAGGAGACGAGGUCUGCCUACCAAGUCCGAGUCUACCAGAUUCCGGGGAAGCCAGAAAUUGUCGAUCCUGCUUCUGAACUCAUGGCUGGUGUCCCCAGUAAGGUGGGGACAUGUGUGUCCGAGGGGGGCUAUCCUGCAGGGACUCUUAAUUGGCACUCAGACGGGAAACCCCUCAUACCUGAUGGCAAAGGAGUGUCUGUGCAAGAAGAGACCAGGAGACACCCUGAGACAGGGCUUUUCACACUCCAGUCGGAGUUGAUGGUGACCCCAGCCUGGGGAGGAGCUCCCCACCCCACCUUCUCCUGUAGCUUCAGCCCUGGACUUCCCCGGCAUCGAGCCCUACACACGGCCCCCAUCCAGCUCAGAGUCUGGGAGCCUGUGCCUCCGGAGGUCCAAGUGAUGGUACAGCCAGAAGGUGGGAAAGUAGUUCUCGGUGGUACCGUGACCCUGACCUGUGAAACCCCUACCCAGUCCUCCCUUCAAAUCCACUGGAUCAAGGAUGGCGUGAGGACCAGGGAACCUAUAGCUGCAUCACCACCCAUCCCAGCCAUGGGCCCCAGGAAAGCCCUGCUGUCCGUGUCGUCGUCGAAGCAGAGGAGGGGCCGAUCGCAGGUGAGGGGUUGGAAGCAGAUGGCCCCAACUGACUGGGGGAUGGAUGGUCAACAAGAAAGUAAUGGAAGGCCCCAGAAAAUAAGGAGGAGGAGGAGCGCGCAGAGCUGA